AUGAAUGAUGACGAAAAUUUUAUUAUCGAAAAAGUCACGACUUUACUAGAUCCAAAACAAACAGGUGCUAUUCCAAGAAGUACAAAAGUAAAUACUCACCAAAUGCCUACAAACUACUGGGAUACAGUGGAAAAAAUAAACAACGGAUUGAGAGUUUGUGUUAUUCUACGAGGAUUGCCUGGUUCAGGAAAAAGCUAUAUAGGAAAACGAUUAAUUGAGGAUACGAUUCGAGACAAUUUUGAAGAACACGUCAUUUCUGCAGAUGAUUACUUUUUUAGAAACGGAAAGUACUCGUAUGAUGCAUCUAAAAUCUCGGAAGCUCAUCAAAAUGCUCAAAGACAGUUUUUCAAUCGAGCAAAUAAAGGAUAUAGUCCAUUGGUUGUUGAUAAUACUAAUUUACAAUCAUGGGAAAUGUUUCCGUACAUUCAAGCAGCAAUACAAUAUGGUUAUAGCAUAGAAAUAAUGGAACCUGUUACUCCGUGGAAAUGGACAGCACAUAAAUUGGCUCAGAAGAACAAACAUAAUGUACCGAUGGAUAAGAUUAAGAAAAUGAUGGACAAUUACGAUAGAAUUACUACAGUUAAAGAAUUAGCAAAAAAUCAACUAAAUCUUGAUAUUGUUAAGGAACCAAAAUUGCGAAACAUUCCAAAAUUUAAGCCCAAAGCUACCUUAAUGCAAGUUAACAGCGAAUCAGACUUAAUUGAUCUUUCAUUUGAAGGCAACAAAAAUCGUAAAAAUAAUAAUGAGCAAGGAGAACAGCUAAGCUGGCAAAAAUUCAAUUCUGAUUUUCAAAUACCAAGUACUUCAAGCAAUUAUUAUAAUCAGCAAAAGCAAAAUACAGAACAAUCGGAAUCGAAUGUGUGGAAACCACCUCCGCAAAUUUUUAAUGAUAAUUGGGAUCAACCGAAUGAAAAGGAAAUUACUAUAAGGGAGAAGGAAAAACAUGGUAUAAGAGAAGAUACAAACAAGCCACAGCCUCAGAGAAAUCAAAGAAAGAAUAAAAAUUCUUCAACGCCUUCAUCCGAAUCAGAUUUAAAGCCACAUAAAAAAAAUUGUCCAAAAGAAAAUCAAGCAUUUGUUCAGCUUCGUGAAUUAUAUCCGAAUAUUAAGGAUAGCAGUCUGUGGCAUUUUUUUGAAAAGUGUAAAGGAGAUCAUGAAUGGUGUGCAGACAUGCUUUGUGAUGAAAAUUUAACUGAUCAAAUGGAUACUGGAGACGAUUUGACAUGCAGUUGUUCUGGCAGCGAUAGUGAUUCUUCAAUUCCUAAAAAAGUCGUAGAAAAUUAUAGUAAUAACAAAAAGCAGACACCUGUUAAAGCUAAAAAAGUGAAAUCAAAUACCGAUGAAUUAUUCGCAUUUAAAAUUGCAAUUGAAGAUAAUGUCAAAAUUGGAAACGAGUUUUAUCCAGAGCAUGUUCAAAAAGUUAAAGGGUGGAAGGGGAUAUCAACGAAUGCACCUCAAACAGUAAAUGAAACAAAUGUUGUCGAGCAAAAUGUUGAAGAAGAGACUUUAGUUCCGUUGUCUAUUGAAGAGAGUUUGAUAACAGAACUAGCUGAGAUAUAUGGUGACAGUCAAUCAGUCGUGAAAGAUAUUUUAGAGCAACAUAGAAAAUAUAAAACAAAAAUUUUCAUCAAAUCGUCAACUGCAAAACAGCUCUAUAACGAGAUUUUAGAGACAGUUUAUAGUCAUCAAGAGGAAGCGAAAUUAAAAGAUAUUGAAAAUGAUCGUUAUUUUGCAAUGAUGUUGCACGAACAAGAAAAAGCUUACAAAUAUCCUCAAUUGGUACAAGAAACAAAUGGUAAUAGUUUUAAAGAGAUUAUGGAUACGCAAGCUGCUCUUAAAGAAUAUCACAAUGAUGUCGGUGAAUGGCAAAAAGUAGAAAAACCUGAUACAAUGGCUGAAAAAUUAAGCAAGGAGAAACUAUAUCGAUUAUUUUCGAGCAUUGAAAAGAGUAUAAUUGAUGAGAUUUUUGAGGCACAAGGCAGACAUUUUAAAAAGACAAUAGUAUUAAUUCAAGACAGUUUAGGAUAUACACAGGAACAACGGAAGCAAGUCAAGGAGGAGAUAGAAAAGAGUGCUAAAUUUAGUAAGGAAGUAGUUGAGGAUGAAAAAGAAGACGAAUUUACUCCAGAAGAAUAUGCUUGCAUAAAGAAAGUUGAAGAGCUACAGGAAGAAAUUGAUCGACAUUCAGAAGCGUAUUUGCGUUGUGUACAACAAUCACGAGAUCACAUAUCAAAAAAGGAAUAUCAUACGGCUUCUUAUUACACAAGUAUGGUCAAUUUACAUAAACAGUUGUGUGAUGAAAAGCGCCAAGAACUAAUGAACCUUCUGUCAUUUAGUUUCUUAAAUAAUUCUGCGAGCUCAAGACUAGAUUUACAUUAUUUAACACAAGAAGGAGCAAAGACUCGAUUGCACACAUUUUUGGAUGCGCACAUAGCAAAGUUGAGAGAAAUUAAAAAGCAAUUUAUAGAGCUAGAAAUAAUCACCGGACGAGGCAAUCAUUCUAUAAAUGGUCCUGUAAUUAAAAAUAUGACAAUUAGGCUGUUCCAAGAUCGAAACUUACGAUUUAUUGAAGGCAAUCCCGGUAUGUUGAAAGUCAAAGUCUAUUCAAAUUCAAUGCUUUACGAUGAAAAGCAAAGAUUAAUGAAAAGUGAGAACUAG
This is a messenger RNA of Chironomus riparius, 2658 nucleotides long. NCBI's taxonomy places the organism in Eukaryota, Metazoa, Arthropoda, Insecta, Diptera, Chironomidae. The record is from the annotation of a GenBank genome assembly.